Molecule: messenger RNA, 1827 nt
Organism: Penicillium manginii
Lineage: Eukaryota; Fungi; Ascomycota; Eurotiomycetes; Eurotiales; Aspergillaceae
Product: phosphatase PAP2 family protein
Exons: 6
Coding region: 1-1827 (608 amino acids)
Biological process (GO): phospholipid metabolic process
Molecular function (GO): phosphatidate phosphatase activity
Source: RefSeq, a predicted model, not a curated record
AUGGAGAUCCCGGCCAAAUUGCCCUUCUCCAAGCGGCGUCUCCGACCGCGCGUGGUUAUUUCUGCCUGCGUGAUCGGCUUUGCCAUCCUCGACUCCCUUGAACCCUACCACCAACACUUCGCCCUACAAAACUACACCCUGCAAUAUCCAUAUGCCGUCCACGAACGCAUUCCGAUGUACUAUGCCCUCUGCAUCUCCGGCGCCUUCCCUCUCGUCCUGAUCAUCAUCUACACCCUCUUCAUCGAUGGCAUCUUCUCCCACAGCAAGCCGCAGGAUCCCGUUUCCGGCAAGCGCAAGCUGCGCGGGCCCUGGCGCUGGAAGGAUCGCCUUUGGGAGAUGAACUGUGGUAUCUUGGGUCUGGGGGUUACCUUUGUCAUUACCCAGGCACUCAAGACGGCGUGCGGCAAACCGAGACCGGAUCUCAUUGACCGCUGCCAGCCCAGGGCGGGGAGUGUUGAUCCCACAGUGUAUGGACUGUCCAAUUCGACUAUUUGCACGGGAGAUCCCAAGCUUAUCAAGGAUGGUUUCCGAUCCUGGCCAUCAGCCUCCUUCGCCGGCCUCUUCUACAUCGCCCUCUGGCUCGGCGGCAAACUCCACGUAAUGGACAACCGCGGUGAAGCCUGGAAAGCCCUCGUCUGCAUGACGCCCAUCCUCGCCGCAACCCUAGUCGCUGUAUCCCGCAUCAUGGACGCCCGUCACCACCCCUUCGACGUGAUAACCGGCUCCCUACUCGGCACGUCCUGGCGCAAAGGACGCGCUUACCCAAUCCGAACCUGGGGCACCGAACCCGCACACCCGAACGACCCGCUCAACAUGAAAUUACUGUCGUCCCAGGAAGCGUUACAUAACCCAGAGACGGACCGACUCAGUCCCGCGAACGAUAAUCUGAACGCUGGCGCCCCGCUGAAUCCAAAUCCGAAUCCGAAUUUGACGGCUGCGCCGAUGGGACCAGGGGCGUAUAGUGCUGACGGGAACCCGUUUGUCGCGGGACCUUAUCAGCGUCGCCGGAGACAUGAUCAUGAUCCGGACGGGAAUUGGUCGUCUAGCGAGGAGGAUGUCGGCAGAUACGAGAUGCAGCAUGGCUAUGACUCGCAGCAGAAUGUGAAUCGAUACUACCCGCCGCAGUAUGAGGGUGCGGGUGGUACGGCGUAUCAGUCGCAGACUCAUGUGCCUGUCGGUGCUGGUGCUGGUGCCGGCGCUGGCGUGGGAAUGGCUACGAGUACACCUCCCACUGCGCAUGGCCAGGGUCGACCGCUGACUGAUACCCCCAUUCGCGAUGCCUAUUUCGUCCAUGGCUAUCUCCAAGCAAACAUCCUCGCUCCGCCCUACAUCCUGGUCAUGUUCAUCGUCAGCGUCCUAGCCGUCUUCUGGUGUCUAGACACUCUGAUCCGGUACAGUUCGACCAAGCGCUCGGCGAUCUUCGUCUCUUUCGUGGACAUGCUUUUCUUCGGCGCCUUCAUCGCAGCCGUAUACCAGCUGCGCUUCAUCGCCAAUUCCGACUGCGGACACUGGGAAGGCGGCACCAACUCGGUCUGGGUCUCGCUGGGCCCCUUUGGCGAAUACGGCGCUCGCAUAAAUAGCCCGGAAUACAAGCUGAACAAGACCUGCGCUAUGCUGAAGACUUGCUUCGCCAUGGGUAUUAUGGAGGUCGUCUUUUUCAGCUGGACUGCUUUCUGGGCCCUCUUCAUCCAUACUCGUUCGCGCGAGGUCGUUGUUAAAGAGACUCAUGUUCGUCGCCGGAGUCACUCCAGUCGUCGGGGCCACUCUUCUGGUGGAUCGCAUCACCGUCAUCGCUCUUCGAGCCGGCGACCCGCUUAUGUGGUUUAA